Molecule: messenger RNA, 2853 nt
Organism: Aspergillus niger
Lineage: Eukaryota; Fungi; Ascomycota; Eurotiomycetes; Eurotiales; Aspergillaceae
Exons: 4
Coding region: 1-2853 (950 amino acids)
Biological process (GO): nuclear-transcribed mRNA catabolic process, deadenylation-dependent decay
Cellular component (GO): cytoplasm
Molecular function (GO): mRNA 3'-UTR binding
Source: RefSeq, a predicted model, not a curated record
AUGGCUUCCAACCAGAAUACAGCUCAUAAUGUAGGUUUCGUUCGGACAAGUGGCAAGCGGACUGGCUCGUUGACUGCUAUACAGGUUCGUUCAGGCCGGGCGGGGAAUAUGACUUCAUCGGGGUUUAAUGGUGAGAGGACGCGAGGAGCUCCCUCGAGCAUGGGGACAGGCUUCGGUGGUGGAAAUGGAAACUGGAAUGGCAGUAUCUGGGGAAGCGGUUUCGAUGGUACGCAGCUAGUGGGACAGUUGUCUACUCGGGUGAUUGCCGCUGACAUGGACCUUACAGACCAGCACAGCGUGGAGAAUGCUUUCGAGGGCAAAGCUGGGUCAAGUUCUUUACUGUCGUCUUCCGAAUCUGAUGGCUGGAAUACCCGUCCUAACCUCCCAUGGACUACGAUCAACACAUCGGCGGCAACCUUGUCGCGAGCCCCGAAUAACGGCAUGACUACAUCUCCCGUACAAACACGGGCCAAUGAGCGCAGCGCAGCUGGUCUUCCUGAUGGUACCGACUCUUCCUCAUAUUUUGCCUUGCCCAAAUCGGGGAUUGGUUCAAGUGGCGGUGCUGGACAUAAAGCUUACCUGAGCACCGGGUCUGACGGCAUCUCACCGUCUGGCGAGGGCAUGAGCCUUGGCAAUUUCGGAAUGAGAAACGGUGAUAACAGGCGGCAGGUAAACACUUCUGCCUUUGGCGGAAGCCCUGUGGGAUCUGGGUUUCCCGUCAAGGCAGGGUUUACAAGCCCAUUAGACAAUCAAAGAUCUGAUGACGUGACCACAUCGUUGGGCAUGUCCACCCUGCAGUCUGCUCUACCUGAUUACAUGACGCAGCACAUUGGACGGAACUCAUAUUCCCACACUGCGCAUAACUCGGCUUCCUUCGCGCCACAGCGACCAUCGCACUCCACCUACCCGUCAUUCCACUCCGAAAGCCAAGGCUACGAGGGGCGGUCCGGUAGUGGCUCCGUCGAUCUUGGCUCUGGUCUCAACAAGCUGCAGCUGAAUGAGGGCAAUUUCUCGGGGCACCCGGCCCUUAACCGUCCAGCCUACUUACCACACAAAUCGUAUGAUGCCAGUCUGACGCGAUUGAAAUAUCACAACGGUAAUGACGAGGGCGAAUACCAACUUCCGCCCGGUUACGGUAAUGAAGGUGUUCCACCAGAGCUACCCUUGGGAUAUCAGCCGAGCAGAUCGCGGGUCCAGGACACAAAUCCCAUAUCUCCCACUGAAUAUCGCAUUGACAGCCCCUUUUACGCUCAGGAUAAUGGCGCACACUUUCGUACCGGUUCCGCAGGCCAGGUAACGGGCAAUGUGGCUGCACUGCUGGAGCAGAAGCUACGAGCUGACCAGGAGCUUUCACAGCAAGCGGUCAAUCCACUCCACAGGGUCCAAAUGCCUGCUGCUUAUGAUCUUGCCGGUUAUCAAGCACAGAGGCUCAAUGCCCUCUCUUUUUACCACCCUGUCGCCCAGAUUGGCGCAGCGGCUCUUGUCUCCCGGGGUCAUCGUGACCAUGAUCCUUCACAAGUGGUGCGGAGUCCAGUGUUAGAGGAGUUUAGGGCUCAAAACAAGGGGAACAAGCGCUACGAGCUAAAGGAUAUCUAUGGUCACAUCGUAGAAUUCAGUGGCGACCAGCACGGGUCGCGCUUCAUCCAACAGAAACUAGAGACCGCCAACAGCGAUGAGAAGGAACAGGUGUUCCGCGAGAUUCAGUCCAACAGCUUGCAGUUGAUGACGGAUGUGUUCGGCAACUACGUUGUUCAGAAGCUCUUUGAACACGGAAAUCAGACUCAGAAAAAGAUUUUGGCAAACCAAAUGAAGGGACACAUUCUAUCCCUGUCUACCCAAAUGUACGGGUGCCGCGUGGUGCAAAAGGCUUUGGAACACAUCCUCACCGAUCAGCAAGCAUCAAUGGUUAAAGAACUCGAGAACCAUGUUCUUCGCUGUGUUCGGGACCAGAAUGGAAAUCAUGUCAUUCAGAAGGCCAUCGAGAGAGUCCCAUCGCAAUACGUCCAAUUUAUCAUCAAUGCUUUCAAGGGCCAAGUUGAGCGACUGGCUACACACCCAUACGGGUGCCGUGUCAUCCAGCGCAUGCUGGAGCAUUGUGAGGAAGUUGACCGGGAGUCUAUCUUGGGUGAACUGCAUGCCUGCACGUCCAAAUUGAUCACAGAUCAGUUUGGCAACUAUGUCAUUCAGCAUGUCAUUGAGAACGGCGAAGACAAAGAUCGGUCUCGUAUGAUUGUGGUCGUCAUGUCGCAACUCUUGACUUACUCCAAGCACAAGUUCGCUAGUAAUGUGGUCGAGAAGAGCAUCGAAUAUGGCGAGGAGUCUCAACGCCGGCAGAUGAUCAGCACGCUGACGAGCGUCAACGAGCGAGGGGACAGCUCUCUGAUCAGCCUGAUGCGUGAUCAGUACGGCAACUAUGUGAUCCAGAAGAUCCUUGGGCAGCUGGACGACACGUCCGAAGAGAAGUACAGUCUGGCCGUACGCAUCCAGCCGAUGCUUGAUCAAUUGAAGAAGUUCAGUUAUGGCAAGCAGAUCGUGGCCAUUGAAAAGUUGAUUGGGGGGGUCGUGCCACCCUCCGGCGCUCCCCUGGCCCACGCAGCCACAUCCACGACGCCUCCCAACUCGCACAAGUCCUCCCCCCAGCCUUCCAAAAGGGCUGUGAAUGGUGUCGAGAACUGCCGUGCUCCUGUGGUUGGCGCCGCUCCGCCGACCCCGCCUCCCACCGAUACGCAGAGCAAUGCUGAUGGCUCUUCGGAAACCAAGCAUAUGGCGAAAACCACGGUGACGCCCUUGGCGGAAUGUGAGUCGGCCGAUCCGGUCACCAGCGACUCAGUCGAAGUCACUGGAAGCACCUAG